AUGGUAUACAAAAAGGAAGGCGCGAGCGCCAUCGCGCCAGACGCGGGCCCCUGCCCUAGCCAGGAAGGGGGCACGUCGGGUUGGGGAGGGGAGCCCAGGCUACAUCAUGAGGAGGAGGAGGAGGAGGAGGAGGAGGGAGGAGGGAGGAGGAGGAGGAAGAGGGGGGAGCAUCCUGGUGGCCCCCGUUGCCCUGUCCCCCCCUGCUCGUCCGGCCCGAGCGGGGGCCCGGGCCGCAUGCCCAGGGCGCUGCCGCGCCGUCGAAGGCCCAGGGAGGACGUCGCCACGCUGUCCGUGAUGCCCCCCUGGACCUUCGCAGGUAGCGGGCGUCGACAGUAAGAGGCGCGAAGCUGGAUUGGCAUCCACUCUCGGGUGCCCUGUCGAGGCUGGGCAGGUGGCCAUAGGCGUCCCUGCGACAGGCCAUACAUCGACGGCUGCCUCGGACCGGAAAGCGCAGGAGGCCCUGUCAGGCGCCGCCAUGUGAGCUGCAGCGUGGGGGGAGAGAUCCCUUUCAUAAGCUGCAUGUGCUCAUGCGGGCGCAGACGCCCGGAAGAUACAAACUGCAAAGUGUUGAGGCCCCUCUCGAGUGGUGGCGAGCAGUGGGCAUCAGAGAGGAUGAGCAAAUAGGAUAACGACAAGAAGGGAAGAUGUCACGGUGCAUGGCGAGCAACGCAGAGUGGCCAACGAUGACCGACUGGAGGCCGACCCCCAAACCGAGGGGCAACCGCCCGGGGAGCACGGAGGCGCAGACCUCCACAAAAAGUGCCCCGAGGCGGAAGCUGGGCGGCGAAGCUGACUCUUGAAGGACCCCACUGGCCCGACUUAACACUGGCUGGGGCUUCGAUGGCACGCGCGUGCCACGCGUGCCCGACGCCAAGCGGCUAGACCAACACUGUCGAUCGCCCGCCUUCGACCCGUCGCUUGGUUGGAAGGCCGAAGAGAACAGCAUAUGCACAGACGGAGGUCUUGGAGCGCUGAAUAUCUACAAGCGUCGCGGCGGCAGCCUGCUUGCCGGGCGACUGGGACUAAAAGGGGGUCUGGCGAGCAAGGGUUAGGUCGGGCGUGUC
Molecule: messenger RNA, 1064 nt
Organism: Prorocentrum cordatum
Lineage: Eukaryota; Dinophyceae; Prorocentrales; Prorocentraceae
Source: the annotation of a GenBank genome assembly